AAUUUUGACCACUCUGGUUAAGCCCUUCUGCUCGGACAAAGAGAGUCAUAGAGAGAGAGAGAGAGAGAGAGGCAGAGAGAGUUGGUUCUGGUCGCAUGCAAGCGCGUCUUAGCGGACAAGAUCGUUGGCAGACGCAAGAGGAAGAUAGCAGAGACGGAGAGCGAGGGCGUGGCGCUUCAAUCGGAAGAAUUGGUUAGGAAUUGACUGGGCUUAGCGCCUUUGGGUAUUUGAUUGAGCUAUAGUUGUGGUCUUUGGUCUAGGAUAUCUUUGUUUUUUAAGGAUAGGCUUUUGAUUAAGCUUUGAGACUUUUGAAUCCGAGACACGGUGGGCCUCCAACAAUUUCGACGCUGAUCGAGGAAUUGAGGUUUUGGUAAUUGGGUCGUCGAUUCUGUGAGCGUUAAAAAUUGUUCGGAUGACAGAUCUGUGCUAGGAGAGCUCAGAGAAAUGACGGCUUCAGAGGUUUCUACAAAGGGAAGUUCCGGUUAUAGCGACCAAACCGAUGUUAGAAACAGCACCGAAGGGCAAAAAGGUCAUUCCAAAUUUUCCGGCACUAGCAAAGAUGCCGAGACUGCGCUUUACACGGAGCUAUGGCACGCGUGUGCGGGUCCUCUGGUAACCGUGCCUCGUGAAGACGAACGCGUGUUCUAUUUCCCGCAGGGUCAUAUCGAGCAGGUAGAGGCGUCUACUAAUCAACUGGCGGACCAGCAGAUGCCAUUAUAUGAUCUUCCAGCUAAGAUCCUAUGCCGGGUCAUAAAUGUUCAAUUGAAGGCUGAAGCAGAUACUGAUGAGGUAUUUGCUCAAGUAACUUUGAUUCCCGAGGCAAACCAAGAUGAGAACGCUGUGGAGAAGAUACCUCCGCCGCCUCCACUGCCAAAAUUCCAUGUGCACUCUUUCUGUAAGACACUAACUGCCUCAGAUACUAGCACUCAUGGGGGGUUCUCAGUGUUGAGACGGCAUGCAGAUGAAUGUCUCCCUCCACUGGACAUGUCAAGGCAGCCUCCGACUCAGGAUUUGGCUGCCAAGGACUUGCAUGGAAAUGAGUGGCGGUUCCGGCAUAUAUUUCGUGGUCAACCGCGAAGGCAUUUACUUCAAAGUGGUUGGAGUGUGUUUGUUAGCUCUAAAAGGCUUGUUGCUGGGGAUGCAUUUAUAUUUCUAAGGGGAGAGAAUGGAGAACUUCGUGUUGGUGUGAGACGGGCAAUGAGACAGCAGGAUAAUGUCCCAUCAUCAGUCAUAUCUAGUCACAGCAUGCAUCUUGGUGUCCUUGCCACUGCAUGGCAUGCCAUCUCAACCAAAACCAUGUUUACUGUGUACUACAAGCCUAGGACAAGCCCCACUGAAUUUAUCGUUCCAUACGAUCAGUAUAUGGAGUCUAUCAAGAAAAACUACUCCAUAGGGAUGAGGUUCAAAAUGAGAUUUGAAAGUGAAGAAGCUCCUGAACAAAGAUUUACUGGCACUAUAGUUGGAGUUGAAGAUGCUGACGCCAAAAGGUGGCCAAAUUCGAAAUGGAGAUGCCUCAAGGUGAGAUGGGAUGAGACGAGUACUAUGCCUCGCCCAGAGAGAGUUUCACCUUGGAAAGUAGAGCCUGCUCUUGCUCCUACACUAAAUCCUCUUCCAAUGCCCAGGGCAAAGAGGCCCCGUUCAAACAUGGUUUCCUCAUCCCCCGACUCCUCUGUUCUUACUAGGGAAGGUUCAUCUAAAGCGACUCUAGACCCUUCUCCAGCCAGUGUAUUUUUAAGGGUCUUGCCGGGUCAAGAGUUCUCGACCUUGAGAGGCAAUUUUUUGGAUAGCAAUGAGUCUGACACUGCUGAAAAGUCUGUUGUUUGGCCACCUUUGGUAGAAGAUGAAAAGAUUGAUGUUUCUGCAUCAAGAAGACAUGGGUCAGAAAAUUGGAUGUCAAGGGGGAGGCAGGAGCCAACUUACACGGAUUUGCUGUCGGGAUUUGGUGCUAGUUCUGGUUCCUCCCAUGGUACAUGUGCACCGUUGGUUGAUCAAGCUGCAGCAGCUGUUAAUUUUCCAAGAAAACAAUCACUUGAACAGGAAGGAAAGUUUAACUUGCUUGCGAGUCCAUGGUCCUUGAUGCCCUCCAAUCUCUCACUUAACUUGUCAGAUACUAGUCUUAAGGAUCCUGUACAAGGUGGUGAUGUAGCUUAUCAAGCACCAGGCAAUGCCAGACAUGAUGCUAUUACUGAGUAUUCCAUGAUUCAUUCUCAUAGAGUUGAGCACCCACGAGGAAACUGGUUGAUGCCUUCACCAGCCUCAUGUCAAUUUGAAAAUUCUGCUCAUUCAAAAGAGCCAAUGCAGAAACCUGUAUUGGUACAACAAUGCGAGGCUGUGAAGCCCAAAGACGGGAAGUAUAAGCUCUUUGGCAUACCCCUCAUCUGUAAUCCGGCUACACCGGAGCGAGCAGCACCACGGAGGGGCAUGAUGAAUGAGCCAACUGGUCAUAUACUUGAUACUUCUCAUGUGGCUCAGACUCUUGACUCCGAUCAAAAGUCAGAACAGUCCCGGGGUUCAAAAUCAGCAGAUAAUCCACUUCCUGUUAUUGAGAAGAUGUUAGUACAAAGACGGGAGCAACGUUCAAGAGAGGUGCAAGGCAAGGUACUAAACAGUUCAACUAGAAGUUGUACCAAGGUUCACAAGCAGGGGAUUGCUCUUGGUAGGUCAGUGGACCUAACUAAAUUCAACAGUUAUGAAGAACUGAUUGCUGAAUUAGACCAGUUAUUUGAAUUUGGUGGUGAAUUGUUGGCUUCUGAAAAGAAUUGGUUGAUUGUGUACACUGAUGAUGAGGGUGAUAUGAUGCUUGUUGGGGAUGAUCCCUGGGCGGAAUUCUGUGGCAUGGUUCGGAAGAUUUUCAUCUAUACCAGGGAGGAGGUCCAGAAGAUGAACCCAGGGACCCUUAAUUUGAAGGCUGGAGAGAAUCAAUUGGCUGGCGAAGCUGAGGAUGCAAAAGAAUUGAAUCUCAAGUCAUUUGUUGUCACGACUCCUGAGAAAUGUUAGGCCCGGUUCUCAUGGGUUCUAGGUAAUUUUUUUUUUUCUGCAGGCUUCAGAAGAGAGUGCUCCACAGUCUCUCCAGUUGAGAAGUAGGUACCAGUCGAGAUGGAUGUGUCUCAACCUCGUUUAGUUAGGUCCCUCCUUUGUCUAUCAGAAAGCAGAUGUAGAUGGCAGAUAUGAUAUUUCCAGUUUUUGACAUGUUGCUGAGUAUUUUAUGCCGUCCAGUUAUAUACAUAAUAUGUAUUCAGUGCUGUGGGGGCAAGGUGACUCCGGCUUGGCGAUUUCGGACCACCCCCGCUUGUACAUAGUCGUAUUACCGUUGGGUCUGAUCUUUUUACUGUAAGUAAAAAAAUACAGCUUGUUUUGUCGUUUGGGUAAGAAUUGAUUAAUCUAAUGUUUUCAGUUUUGUUGUUUCUUCAAAA
Molecule: messenger RNA, 3413 nt
Organism: Juglans regia (Persian walnut)
Lineage: Eukaryota; Viridiplantae; Streptophyta; Magnoliopsida; Fagales; Juglandaceae
Product: auxin response factor 2A-like
Exons: 15
Coding region: 445-2997 (850 amino acids)
Biological process (GO): regulation of DNA-templated transcription; response to hormone
Cellular component (GO): nucleus
Molecular function (GO): protein binding; DNA binding
Source: RefSeq, a predicted model, not a curated record